Soboliphyme baturini is the source of this 638-nucleotide messenger RNA. The record is from the annotation of a GenBank genome assembly. NCBI's taxonomy places the organism in Eukaryota, Metazoa, Nematoda, Enoplea, Dioctophymatida, Soboliphymatidae.
AUGAUGGAGAUCGUAGAGUAUACUACGUUGAUUGUUUGCAACGGAACUAUUAAAAUGGAACCUCGCAGUGUCGCCCUUUACGACGAACAGGUUAUAACCCCGGUGCGAAGAUUCGUCAGCAUUUCUUCAAAAAUCAGCCCUGAAGUUGCUGAACUGGGCGAUUUGGUGAAUGCGGCGUUCAGCGCUCAGAAAAGCUUUAUUGGCACUGCCAUGCAGACGUCAAACCCGACCAAGGAGCAGCUUCUUCAGUUGCUUCGGCCGACGUCAGAUAAGAUCGAUGCCAUCAUGGACCUCAGGAACUCGAAACGAAGCAGUGCCUUUUUUAACCACUUGUCGACUAUAAGCGAAAGCAUACCCGCUUUGGGCUGGAUCAAUGUGGUACCUGCUCCGGCGUCGUUCAUCAAGGAGAUGGAGGAUGCGUCUCAGUUCUAUGCAAAUCGCGUCUUGAAGGACUUUAAAGACAAGGACCCUAUUCAUGCUCACUGGGUCAAAGCAUGGACUGAAGUUCUGACGAACUUGUACAACUACGUCAAGACGAAUCACACCAGUGGAUUAACGUGGAAUUUGAACAAGGUGCGGUUUGAAAUCACUUCUUUCACGCGUGAGAGCCAUUUCGAUAAAAAUAAAGUUGCAUAAUC